AUGUCAGCUUCCCUAGUCCGAGCCACUGUCCGGGCUGUCAGCAAGAGGAAGCUGCAGCCCACCCGGGCUGCCCUAACCCUGACACCUUCAGCAGUACACAAGAUAAAACAGCUUCUUAAAGAUAAGCCUGAACAUGCAGGUGUGAAAGUUGGUGUUCGAACCAGAGGUUGCAAUGGCCUUUCUUAUAUUUUAGAAUAUACAAAGACAAAAGGAGAUUCUGAUGAAGAAGUUGUUCAAGAUGGGGUCAGAGUGUUCAUCGAAAAGAAAGCACAACUCCCCCUUUUGGGAACAGAAAUGGACUACGUAGAAGACAAAUUAUCCAGUGAGUUUGUGUUCAAUAACCCAAACAUCAAAGGAACGUGUGGCUGUGGAGAAAGCUUUAACAUCUGA
This is a messenger RNA of Elephantulus edwardii (Cape elephant shrew), 390 nucleotides long. Its product is annotated as iron-sulfur cluster assembly 1 homolog, mitochondrial-like. Gene Ontology annotation, biological process: iron-sulfur cluster assembly. The coding region runs from base 1 to 390 and encodes 129 amino acids. The record is from RefSeq and is a predicted model, not a curated record. Lineage: Eukaryota; Metazoa; Chordata; Mammalia; Macroscelidea; Macroscelididae. Gene Ontology annotation, cellular component: cytoplasm; mitochondrion. Gene Ontology annotation, molecular function: 2 iron, 2 sulfur cluster binding. The transcript has a single exon.